This is a messenger RNA of Exophiala oligosperma, 2283 nucleotides long. RefSeq lists its product as uncharacterized. The transcript has 6 exons. Gene Ontology annotation, molecular function: DNA-binding transcription factor activity, RNA polymerase II-specific; DNA binding; zinc ion binding. Gene Ontology annotation, biological process: DNA-templated transcription; regulation of DNA-templated transcription. The record is from RefSeq and is a predicted model, not a curated record. Lineage: Eukaryota; Fungi; Ascomycota; Eurotiomycetes; Chaetothyriales; Herpotrichiellaceae. The coding region runs from base 1 to 2283 and encodes 760 amino acids.
AUGGCGUCCAAUGACACUUGGGCCGAGGUACGCAAUUGUCUCAAUCAAAGCCCAGCCAGAAGGCCGCGUGCAUGCGUCCAUUGCCAUAUCCGCAAGGUGCGGUGCAAUGCCUGGCAAGUAGGCAUCCCUUGUACGAGAUGCAAGCGACGCAAUCAAGCAGAUACCUGUCUGCUCGCUCUUUCCUCGCACGGCGGCGUGCCGAGAGGCCCGAUACUAAGACCACGGGAGACACAAACUCUAGGCCAAUCGCCGUCUUCGCGAGGUAGGAACCAUGGUAUUGAUGGCAUGUCGGUGCGUUCGACUUCUUCUCCCCAGCCAGCGGAUAAUGCGCAAGAAGACAGCGUUGCGGCCUCGAUGGCACCUCUCUCGCGAUUGGCCUCAGACGUUGAAGGCGCACGUCGGAUUACCCAAGGAAGGACCGUGAUCCCCGGGUCAAUGACCGAUGGCGAAGCGAUUGAAGAUGCCACGAGCAUUAGAAGCAUGGUAAAGCAGACAACGAGAGAGGAGGACGUCCAGUCCCGUAUUUGUGAGGAGAUGUCCCGCUGCAGGCAGAAUGCCAUGUCGCCUUUGCUUCAACCUCAGGACACGGACCGGCGGGAGGUAAUCGAGUUGCACGAAGGAGUGAACCCUAUGACCAUCCUCGGUGGCGCACUUGCUCAACACCCCCCCAAUCGUUUCGUUCGAUUCGUUGUUGAAGAAGACGGAUCCCAGCUCGAUCUGUCGCAUUCAAUUUCGGGACUUGACUCGGCGGACAUGGCGUAUCUCGAGGCGAAGGGUGCUCUUCUCUGUCCGCCUCGCCCAGUCUGUGAUGAACUCCUCCGUCUAUAUUUUGCCUACAUUUACCCUUACGCACCCAUUCUCGAUCGGGCGAAGUUUGUCCGGGACUACCACGCCCACCGCCACUCAGUGUUUGUCUUGCAAUCGAUCCUCGCAAAUGUAGUGCCGUACACUCCCAUGGAUCUUCUCCGACGAGCAGGAUACGAUAAUCGUAUCAGUGCACAAAAGUCCUUUUACACUAAGGCCACACUUCUCUACGACAUGGGGUGUGAAAAGCAGCAGCUAUACAUGCUUCAGGGUUCCAUUAUGCUUAGCUCAUUGUCCUUCUCAUAUCCAAUGGACAAGGACUACCGGUACUGGUUGAGUAAUGCUGGACGAAUAGCUACACAGAUGGGUCUUCACCGAAACUAUGUGUGUGAAAACCUAGGGGCGCGCUCGCAACGGCUAUUUCGUCGCAUCUGGUGGGUUUUGUACAACCGUGACACCUUACUGGCCAUCUCCGGUAUCGAUAACUUGAGACGAUUCAAUGAGAGAUAUUGUGACACUGCACCUCUGAGAGAGUCCGACUGGGAAGACGAUGACGAGAUCCCGGCCGAUCUUCAAGACAUACUUGAACUCGUGUCACCACUCCAGAAGCUUUUCAUGGUCGAAUAUAGCAAGGUGUCAAUCAUAAGUGGCCUGUUCAUCAGAGAAUUCAAGGCCCCCAACACAACGUUCAGCCAAGACGAGAUCGAUCGGAUGAACAACCAAAUUAUUAGUUGGCGAAAACAAUUACCUGUCGAAAUAACACACGCUCUCCAAGACGAGUGGAGCUCGGACAAAGUCUUGGUCCUGGUUCUCCUCGCGAUGGGAUAUCGACUGGAGGCGGUAUUCUGCCGUGCGGUUAAGGACCAUUAUCGGACCACAGGCGAUUUGACCUCGAUGCAUAGGAUGGGACAACGACAGGAAACUAGCAUGUUCGAGCUCUCGAGCAUGAUCCAACGGGCAUCCUUGCACGAGGUGCUUCAUCUAUGCCCUCUAUCCUUUAUGACUUGCGCUUCGACUAUUCUAGCCAUGCGUAUUGAGAUAGUCCUAGACCCUGCAACCAAUCCGCGCAAGCUGGCCGUGAUGAAGGCCCAAAUUUUCUCCGAACUCGAAUACGUACGCGAAAGCUGCGAGUCCUGGAACAGCCUCAUCUGGACCGUCCGCAUGUUCGAGGCCGUCAUUGCUAGGACCCGCUUGUGUCUGAAUGGUGCGUCUCCCAGUGCAAUGGAAGGGACCGACGAUAGAACAACGUCGUCAGAUGCCGUAGCACAAGGCACCAAUACUGCCGGACCAACUAGGCAAAUGGCGUACUCCAGUAAUGAGGUGUUCAAAAAUGGUGAAGAGGUGGAUUUCGGCUUGCCCAUGCCUUCCGACGACGUCUUUGGUAUGUUGCCUGUGACGGAUAAUUAUGACUGGUUGGACAGCCUUUUCGAUGUAAACGCUAACGACGACAUCGGCCAUCUGGCGUCCACGAAUAUCUAA